UCGCAGGGGCUACGCGGGAAAGUAGUCUGGAAGCACGUGUAAAUGUUUUGAUUUGAGUAAUUUCAUGAACAAGGAAUUUCGAUGGCUGCACUUCAAUCAAACCAACAAAUUUCCUUUGCUGACAACAUCGGAGAGCAAGGUUUUUUAUCCUACUUAUCCAGUUUAGGUGAGAAACCAAGCACAACGUUAAGAAUAUUCGACCGAGGGGAAUAUUACACGGUUCACAAUGAGGAUGCAAAAUUUGCUGCCAAAGAAUUUUUCAAAACUUAUACUGUCAUCAAAGAGCUUGGGAAAGGAAGUACCAAGGUUCCAUCCGUUGUGCUAAGUAAAAUGAACUUUGAAACAUUCCUUCGGGACUUAUUGCUUACUUGGCAAUAUCGCGUGGAGCUGUACAGAAACAAAGCAAGCAAAUCUAACCAAUGGGAACUUAUUGGAAAAGGAUCACCUGGAAACUUGCAACAAUUUGAAGAAAUUCUUUUCAACAAUAUUGACAUGUCAGCAUCUGCUAUAGUAAUGAGUCUUCGUCUUGCAAGUGAUGCAAAUGGACAAAGGGUUGUUGGUGCAGCUUUUGCAGAUGCAGCUUUACAGAUCUUUAAUGUGUGUGAAUUUUCAGACAACGAUCAAUUUUCUAAUGUGGAAACACUGCUUAUGCAGGUGGGUCCGAAAGAAUGUCUGAUUCAACGACAAGAUUUAAGUGCAGAAGGCAGCAAGUUAAAGAUUGUGUUGGAGAGAUCUAAUGUUUUGGUCACGGAAGCUAAAAAAGCUGAUUUCAGUUCAAAAGAUGUUACUCAGGAUUUGGAUAGAUUAUUGAAAUCAAAUUCAUGCGGCAGUGCAGCAAGACGGGAGUUAGACCUGCCUCAUGCAGUAUCUUGUCUAUCAUCAAUCAUAAAGUAUUUGGAGCUUCUGUCUGAUGACUCAGCAUUUCAUCAGUACACAUUAAAGUCGUUUGAUUUAAGUCAGUACAUGCGCCUUGAUGCAGCAGCUGUUCGAGCAUUAAACAUACUGCCUUCAUUGACUGAUGGAGGAAACAAGACUAUGUGUCUGUCCGGUUUGUUAAACUUGUGUAAAACAACUCCUGGUCAACGUCUGCUUGGGCAGUGGGUAAAACAACCGUUAAUGGAUGCAAAAAAAAUUGAGGAAAGACUUGAUAUUGUUGAUAUAUUUUUCAACAAUGAUGAUAUACGACUUUCUGUGCAGGAUGGUUCACUAAGGCGAAUACCAGAUUUGUCUCGAUUGUCCAAAAAAUUUCAACAAAAGCGAGCCAACCUACAGGAUUGCGUGCGUGUGUAUCAAGCCAUCAGACAAUUGCCCCAUCUACUGACAACACUAAAAAAGUAUGAUGGUGAACAUAAGGUGAUAAUGGAGGAGGUGUUCUGUAAGCCAUUUCAGGACGCUGUGAACGAUUUCUCAAAAUUUAUGGAGUUAGUUGAAACUACUGUUGAUUUGGAUGAAGUCGAGAAUCACGAGUAUCUUAUCAAAGCUGAGUUUGAUGAGUCGCUUCAAGAAUGUAAAGACAAUUUGGAUUAUGUUGUUACACAAUUGGAAUCAGAGUUAAGCAAAGCAGCUCGAGAUUUGGGAUUGGAAAAGGGUAAAACGAUCAAAUUAGAAUCGAACAGCCCACUGGGUCAUUAUUUUCGUGUCACCUUGAAGGAGGAAAAAGCGCUACGCAAUAACAAGAAGUACACUACCGUUGAGACGAGAAAAGAUGGUGUAAGAUUUGUAAACUCUUCUUUAAAAUCACUUGGCAUCGAAUAUAAAUCUCAUAAAGAUACUUAUUCUGAGUUGCAAACACAACUUGCGAAUGAAGUUAUUAAAAUAGCAGCUGGUUAUUCGGAUCCAUUGCAAACGCUGAGUGAUCAAAUCGCUUACCUAGAUGUCUUAUUAAGCUUUGCUACAGUGGCGUCUCAAGCACCUACACCAUACGUUCGCCCUGUGGUGCACCCAAAAGGUAAAGGGAAAAUUGUUUUGAAAGGAUCAAGGCAUCCUUGCUUAGAAGCUCAAGAUGAUGUCUCUUUCAUUGCAAAUGAUGUUAGCCUAAUAAAAGAUGAUCAAGAGUUUCUUAUUAUCACUGGGCCCAACAUGGGUGGAAAGUCUACCUAUAUCCGACAGGUUGGUCUUAUCACUCUAAUGGCGCAAAUAGGUAGUUUUGUACCAUGUGAUCAAGCUGAAAUAAGCAUAGUGGAUAGUAUUUUAGCUCGAGUUGGUGCUGGCGAUAGUCAGUUGAAAGGAGUAUCUACAUUCAUGUCGGAAAUGUUGGAGACAGCCUCCAUAUUGAGGGCUGCUACAAAAGAUUCGUUAAUUAUUAUCGACGAACUUGGACGCGGUACAUCCACCUAUGAUGGAUUUGGUUUGGCAUGGGCAAUUUCAGAGCACAUUUCGACGAGCAUUAAGUCAUUCUGCGUGUUUGCGACUCAUUUUCACGAGUUGACAUCACUUGCUGAUGAAAUAUCAACAGUACGCAAUUUCCAUGUCACCGCUUUAACAUCGAAAGAACAAUUAACUCUAUUGUAUAAAGUUAAACCUGGUGUGUGUGACCAAAGCUUUGGUAUACAUGUCGCGGAAAUAGCUCAUUUCCCGAAACACGUGGUCGACUUUGCUAAAGAAAAGGCUAAGGAAUUAGAGGACUUCCAAGUGUUAUCUAAUGACAAGGAGUGUGACCAGUACAACGAAGCAUUGUCCGGCGAACCAGAUGCUAAGAAACGUCGCUCUGAGAAAAAGGAAGGAGAUGAGAUAAUCAGAAAAUUUGUAGAAAAAUUACGUUCCUUACAUGAAGCUAAACUUAACGAUGACGAACUGGUGAAGAGUGUAACUGCGAUAAAAGAGGAAGUGUUAGCAUGUGGAAACCAAUACGUGAUUGACAUACUAAACAAGUAAACUCUAGUGGAAACCAGGUCUUGACUUUUUUCAAGCUUGUAAUAAUCGAACAAUGGUGUAUUUACGCCGACUUUGAAAGAGCGGAUUGCAUUAACUAUUCUUAAGAAACACAUAAGAAAUGUCCUAAGCUUGGUUGGACGUGAUGUAAAUGUUUUGGUAAAAAAGAAGUAUUUUUUAUAGUGUGUUGAUGCUGGAUUGGACAAAAAUAAGAGUUGUACACGCAUUUUUUUAAAAAGAAACCAGUUUAUAAGAAACUAGAGGCUAGAGCUUUCAAAAAAUCAGAAACCUGUACAGGAUAUUUUUUUUUGAGUAUAAGUCAAUUAAGAAACUUGUGAAACUAAAUUUUCCAUAAAAUAAUAUUUUUUUAAACGAAACAAGUCGAUGGUAAGUUCAUUCGAUAUCAUGUUGUAGUAUCAUCACCUUUUUAAACUGUAUAAUCGCACGGUUUUCCAAUCCUUGUUUUCAUCCGAUAGAACAAUGGUAACAAUAGUGGGGACAAGGUUAUUGGAUGCAAUUUGAGUUUAAGAAAGCAAAUAAACAUGCAGUAUUAAAAUUUUCACAAAAUUACCAAACUGCCAGUACCAGAGCCUUUCAAUGGUUUCUUUAAAAAAAUACGUGUAGUUAUUUAUUAGCAAACAUAAUUUUUGUUAGUGUCAUUUUAUUAUGUUACGUAAAAUUGAGUUUCAUUUUAAUUCAAUACUUCAGUUUUUUGACUCCUUCAAUUUAAAUCGUGUUUUCAGCGGACAUAUUAGUUUACAGCGAAAUUACGAAAUUAAAAAAUAUUGCUGUUUUGUUAUAUUUUUAUUCUAUUUUUUUUCUUUAAUUUAAAAAUGUUAUUGCAACGAAAGUGCCUCCAUUUUUUUCUUGCGCAUCUCGAAUAUAUCUGGAUUGACUUUUUUCCGAUACUGAUGUUAAUUUUUUUACAUCGCUACGUCAAAUUGUUGUCGAGUGUAAAAUUAAGGAGUUUUGGUUUAAUAAAGUUUAACCGUGGAUGUUAAA
Molecule: messenger RNA, 3873 nt
Organism: Hydractinia symbiolongicarpus
Lineage: Eukaryota; Metazoa; Cnidaria; Hydrozoa; Anthoathecata; Hydractiniidae
Product: DNA mismatch repair protein Msh2-like
Exons: 26
Coding region: 82-2874 (930 amino acids)
Biological process (GO): mismatch repair; mitotic recombination
Cellular component (GO): MutSalpha complex; nucleus
Molecular function (GO): mismatched DNA binding; ATP-dependent DNA damage sensor activity; ATP binding
Source: RefSeq, a predicted model, not a curated record